AGCGCAAGUUAUCCAGGAACCACUUCCGAUUGCAGCAACUACUGACGCGACUGCACCUCCUUACCUGUCGCGACGCGACCACCGCCGGGAUCAGAGGAUAAGAACAUUGGACAGCUUCAGUGUUUGCAGAGUUUUUAGAGCAAAUGUAUCUUGUGAUAACAUCGACCCAAGGAGAUCCGUUGGGUAGUGCCGUCUUGAGCGGAAACCUCAGGCUCGUCGUGCCCCUUCAAGUUGGUCCUAGAACUAGCGGGUCCGUAAAUAAAAUUUAUUCAAUAGCUGGACCAUGCAUAAGCAUACCAAUCGCACUUUCAUGCACUUCCUCCCGCGUUUACCAGUACCCUCAUCUUUGCAAUGGAUACUUCCACUGGAGCAUGCCCAACCUGUGCUUCAGAUGAGUCCCGUUCGUCCCUCGUCCUCGGCCCACAUGCUAGUGCAACGCCGAGACCAUCGCCCUGCUAUACUACCGUGACAGAUGGUACUCCGCUGCCGAAUCUCGAACAGCCAACCAUGAACCCAAACAACUCCGUCAUACUCAUACAGAACAACUACAUUGCGGAGGGGGGAACCAUCAACAUAUUUUCAAGUCACUGCACCGGUUCCACUGUGACAAAGCUGGAGCAUGUAGCUCCAACUGCAGAGUCCGCACUCUUUGAGCCUCCGUUGGUGAGGCAGUCAGAGCCUGUGGAGCCACGCCGUGAAAGGGUAGUAUUGAGCGGCAACUCGUUUGGCGAGUGCGUCAUGAUAAAUGUAGGAUCGCCAAAUUGCACUAAGGCUGUAAAACAAACCGCUCUUGCAUCCCGCAAACAUCUAGCGGGAGGAAGGGUUUAAGGCUGGUCUUGUAAUGUAUUCACCUGUGUGCCUAUGUAGAGAUACAGUUCACCGGCAUUUUUUAACACGGAAUGAAUUGUAAGCUUGGUGCCGGCCAUCUCGACGUACCAAGUAAUAGAGA
Suillus paluster is the source of this 949-nucleotide messenger RNA. RefSeq lists its product as uncharacterized. The transcript has 5 exons. Lineage: Eukaryota; Fungi; Basidiomycota; Agaricomycetes; Boletales; Suillaceae. Bases 352 to 828 code for a protein of 158 amino acids. The record is from RefSeq and is a predicted model, not a curated record.